AUGGUGCCCACCCUCGUUUUCUUCCUCGUCGCCGCCGCUGCGGGAGUUGUUAAUGCAACCCCUGUCCCACGCUCAGACACACAACCAUGUUGGACGACUUACAUUUCCCUGCCCGGCGAAACUUGCGACACAAUUGCUAGGGCAUUCCACAUAACCACGACAGACGUCGUGGAGGCCAAUACAUUCCUCAACUGCAACGACAUCUGGCCCGGGACUCCAAUUUGCGUGUAUGGAAAAUCGCAGGUGACAGUCACAGGUAUCCCCCCUGUUGCACCCACGACUAUUCCUGGUGGCGCGACUUGCUGGGCCAACUAUCGUUCACAGCUUGGGGACACUUGUGACAGCAUCGGAGCACGCUUUGGAAUCACUCCCCAGGAUGUCUACAACGCCAAUACGUUCCUCAAUUGCAACGAUAUCUGGGACGGCACGCCUAUUUCCAUCUGCGUCGGUGAAGGCACGAGAACGAGGACGACUGUAGUCAAUGCACCGACUGCAAUUCCUACUGGCCCGGUAGGCCCGGUAGACCGGUGCCCCUACACUCGCUCCCUAGAAGGCGAUACCUGUGAUACAAUUGCAAAUCGUUUCCAUAUCACUGCUGCCGAAGUUUACAAUAGCAACAGGUUCCUGGACUGCAAUAAUAUUUGGACAAACACUCCUGUUAUUAUUUGCCUUCACCCGGACCCGUCAACCCCGGCCGUAACUGUAUCUACACCUUCUGUCAACUUUUGCUGGACUACAUACUCUGAAGAGGGCGACACCUGCGAUAUUGUUGCAAACCGCCUUGGCAUCAGCAGUGCCGACGUCUGGGAUAAGAACCGCUUCGUGGACUGCAAUAACAUCUGGACGCACACGCCUCUUGUCAUCUGUGAUCGUCCAGCUCCUACACUCGCACCGAGUACAACCGUGACCGCGUCCAGAGCUUGCUGGACGGUCCGUUCAAAGGCUGGCGAUACCUGUAACUCGAUUGGCGCGCGCUUCCGUAUUAGUAGCUCUAAGAUUUACAAUGACAACAGCUUCUUGAAUUGCAACGACAUCUGGACGAAUACGCCGAUUGCAAUCUGCCCCUCAGGAAUGCGCUGGCCUUUUGGCGCGAUCAGUGAUCUUUUCAACCACUUGUUCCCAUCUCGAACAUCCAGUCUGACUACGAUGACCUCGACAAGUCCAAUCGAAGGCACGACGUCUUCAUCCUCGGCUAGUCCUACAUCGUCAUCGGUCUCCGCCACACCUUAUUCGUCUUCUGCCGAGGAUUACGUGGUCCCAACUACGACUUCCUCAUCUGCAGAGGAAUACAUCAUUCCGACUUUGUCUUCUUCAUCUGCAGAGGAAUAUGUCAUUCCAACGCCGUCUUCUUCAUCGGUCGAAGAAUACGUUGCCCCAGCGUCGUCCUCUUCAUCCGCAGAAGAAUAUGUUGUCCCAAUGUCGUCUUCUUCAUCAGUCGAAGAAUAUAUUGUCCCAACGUCGUCCUCUUCAUCCGCAGAAGAAUAUAUUGUUCCAACCCCGACCUCGACCUCUUCUGCUGUGGAAUAUGUCGUUCCGACGGAGUAUGUCGUUCCGACAGAGUACAUCAUCCCAGCGCGCCUGUAA
Molecule: messenger RNA, 1584 nt
Organism: Serendipita indica DSM 11827
Lineage: Eukaryota; Fungi; Basidiomycota; Agaricomycetes; Sebacinales; Serendipitaceae
Source: the annotation of a GenBank genome assembly